This is a messenger RNA of Salpingoeca rosetta, 870 nucleotides long. RefSeq lists its product as uncharacterized. The record is from RefSeq and is a predicted model, not a curated record. The annotation marks the transcript as partial. Lineage: Eukaryota; Choanoflagellata; Craspedida; Salpingoecidae. The transcript has a single exon.
AUGAGUAGGCAGGCAGCGCGCAACACCAUCCCCGUGGAUGCCGUGAAUCUCAAGCAAACGAGGGGCAUGUUUGCGGUGAUGUGCGUGGACAAGCUCCGUGUAGCAGAGCCGCUACCCGCUGCGAAAGACUUUCGCGGUCAGGCAAGGUUCACAUUGGAUGCGUCGGGGAGGUACCACAUAUGUGUGGCCUCCAACUUCACCCGAGGAGCACCUGAUGACGUGGGAACGCUCGGGCAAAGCUUGCUCCAGGUUGAGAGACCUGUGCUGGCAGGGUGCGACGACGGCCUGCAAGAGGUGGAGGAGGAGGAAGAGGCACGUGCAAAGUGCGAGGAACAUGGCGGCGGGGACAUGGCCAUGCAGGCGUUGGAGGAGAAGGCACGUGUGAGGGAGCGGAAGAUGGGCGAGGUGGCACGGCGGUUGCAAGCGGAGGCGAGGGAGGCGCGCAGGCGGUGGGUGAGGCUGAGACGGGCCAAGGCGAUAGACAAGCAGACACAGGAAGCAGAGGCAGAGUUUCAGGCAGCACGAGAGCGACAUGCGGCGCACCUGGACUGGCGGCGGCGGCUGCGAAAGCGGCGGCGACUUCUGCGCAUGAAGGAGCGCAACGCUCUCCUGCGCGAGAGACGUGGCGGUGUUGUGUCCAUUGACCCAGGCGUCCGCGUGCCAUUCACGCUGUGGACGGCGUCUGGGACCGUGUCCAUCGCGCAUGACGCCAUCGAGGAGCUGCGCAUGCUUCUCAGGAACGCCAAUGACAUCCGUGCUGAUGCCGACCUCCUGGAAGUAGCGGUGCAGGAGGGCGAAGCCCGGGGCGAAGGCGACGUGGCAGCCGCGCGACGGCGGCACCGGCAGCAGCUGCGCGUGGUGAGGGACCGC